AAAAAUUUAUGAAAAUGAGUUGCCGUGAGACAGGUCCAGGAUAUAGGAGUCCAUUUGAUGCUAUGAGAGGGCCGCGAGAAACGCUGAUGUAUGUAACUUGCAUUCAACCUAACGGUACCCGCGAUUGUAAAAGUGAUUACUUGGCCACCAUUGAUGUCGACCCGAACUCUUCACAGUUCUGUCAAGUGAUAUGCAGAACACUUGUUCCCUAUUUUGGUGAUGAGUUACACCAUUCGGGUUGGAAUUCUUGUAGCAGUUGUUUCAAUGAUAUGACUAAAUGCAGAAAUCGUCUGAUAUGUGCCACUCUUAAUAGUGAUCGCAUCUAUGUAUUUGAUAUGACAUCACUUAAACAACCAAAACUUUUUAAAGUUAUUCAAUCACAAGAAAUGCAUAGAAAUAGAGUUAGUUCUGGACAUACAUCUCAUUGUUUGCCUUCAAAUGAAAUUAUGAUCAGUUGUAUGGGAGAUGAGAAACGCAAUAAUAAAGGAUCGUUUAUAUUAUUGGAUGGAAAUUCAUUUAAUAUAAAAGGAAACUGGAAUUUAGGGGAUAAUAAUAGUUCACAAUUUGGUUAUGAUUUUUGGUAUCAGACCAGACAUAAUGUGAUGAUUAGUAGUGAAUGGGGAUCACCUAAUACUUUCAAUAAAGGAUUUAAAUUAGAAGAUGUAAGUAAUAAUCUUUAUGGACAUUCAAUUCAUGUGUGGAACUGGACUACCAAACAAUGUAUUCAAACCAUUGAUUUGGGAAGCGAUGGAGUGAUGCCUUUGGAAAUCCGCUUUUUACAUAAUCCCAUAUCUUGUGAGGGAUUUGUUGGCUGUGCUCUUAGUUCAACAGUAUUUAGAUUUUUUAAGUCAAAUGACAAAUGGCUGACACAAAAAGUUAUAAGUAUAGCCACUAAGAAAGUAAAUAAUUGGUUAUUACCUGAGAUGCCGGCCCUUAUCACAGAUAUAUUGGUGUCAUUGGAUGAUCGCUAUCUAUACAUAAGUUUAUGGCUUUUUGGUGAAGUCAGACAAUAUGAUAUAUCUGUGACAUCUAAACCUGUUUUAGUAGGAAAAUGUCUAUUUGGUGGCAGUUUAUGUAAUGAUGGACUAGUUUUUGUCAUCAAUAGUCAAGAACCAGAAGUAGAACCCAAUGGUCAAAGGGAAAGGGUUUUAGUUAAAAAUAAAGUAAUCAAAGGCGGACCACAAAUGCUUCAGUUGAGUCUCGAUGGACAUCGACUUUAUAUAACAAACUCUUUAUAUAGUGUUUGGGACAAACAAUUUUAUCCCGAUAUGGUUGAUCAAGGAUCAGCAAUGCUUAUGAUUGAUGUCGACACACAAAAGGGAGGUUUAAAUUUGAACAAAAAUUUUUUGGUUGAUUUUGGUAAAGAAGAGUUUGGACCAGUUUUGGCACAUGAAAUGCGAUACCCAGGAGGUGACUGUACUUCAGAUAUUUGGAUCUAAAUUAACUAAUUAUAAUAACAAUUAAUAAUAAUAAAUAUUUAUUAUA
Oppia nitens is the source of this 1485-nucleotide messenger RNA. Its product is annotated as methanethiol oxidase-like. NCBI's taxonomy places the organism in Eukaryota, Metazoa, Arthropoda, Arachnida, Sarcoptiformes, Oppiidae. The record is from RefSeq and is a predicted model, not a curated record. The coding region runs from base 9 to 1439 and encodes 476 amino acids. The transcript is spliced from 3 exons. Gene Ontology annotation, molecular function: selenium binding.